Molecule: messenger RNA, 5067 nt
Organism: Polyodon spathula (Mississippi paddlefish)
Lineage: Eukaryota; Metazoa; Chordata; Actinopteri; Acipenseriformes; Polyodontidae
Product: B-cell lymphoma 6 protein-like
Exons: 12
Coding region: 273-2264 (663 amino acids)
Biological process (GO): negative regulation of transcription by RNA polymerase II; regulation of cytokine production; regulation of immune system process
Molecular function (GO): protein binding
Source: RefSeq, a predicted model, not a curated record
UAUUGGACCCCCCACCUAAAAAAACAAACGCAACGUUGGGUAUGGGUUCCCAGACGCGCCUGUGUUCUUCUUGCGCGCACCAGCAGCACCGGUGUCUAAACGCGCCCCCCCGUCCCCCCCAGCCCGGGUUUGGCUGUCUUCCUCCCAGCUUGUGUUGAUGGUCCAAGCCACCGCCUGGCUUCCCAGAAUUGGGUGCCAGGCUUCACGGAAUUUUGUUUCCUUGAACGCCGCGGACGGAGCUGUUUCUAGGAAAGUCCGGCGCACUGUCAGGUAUGGAUUGUGAGCUGGCCUUGUCUCACGGAUGUGUUGGUAGCCCCGCCUACUCCAGCGCUGUCAUCACAGGAAGGAACCACAACUCUAGAUUCGUCAUGGGUUCGUCCUGCCCUGCAGGGGCGGAGGGAUACGGGAAGGAGUUCCAUGUCAGCGCGAGCAUAGUGCCGGCAGAGGGAUACGUGAAGGAGUUCACCCGACACUCGAGCGCCGUGCUUAGGAACCUGAACGAAUUGCGACUCCGCGAGAUCCUGACCGACGCCACGCUGCUGGUGCGGGGAGCGAGACUGCGCGCCCACCGGGCCGUGCUCAUCGCCUGCAGUGGCUUCUUCUACUCCCUGUUCUCUCGCUGUGGCCCCGGGGCCCUGGGUGUCCUCUCUUUGCCGGAGCCCCUGGACCCCGAGGGGGUGUCCCUGCUGCUGGACUUCAUGUACUCGUCCCGCCUGCCCCUGUCCCCGCGCAGCGUGGGCGGGGUGCUCGCUGCCGCCACCUACCUCCAGAUGGAGCAUGUCGCAGACGCCUGCCGCUCCUUCAUCCAGGGCAGUGGGGAGCGAGCAACCUUUCACCCCGGACCAGGCGUGGAUUUCCCCUCUGCUGGGGUCUCUCUACCGCCCCCUGCAGUCCUGCUGAGCGGAGGAGUGCUCCCCCUGAUCCCUGCUCUCACCCCGCAGCCUGGCAGUGCUGGAGCUGUACCUGUCAAUGUGCUCCGCGCUCCGGUAGCACGCACGGCUGUCUCCAUACCACACGGGGGCGCUGUCCAGGACUCCCACAGAUCGCAGGGAGAAAUGACCAGCUUCGGAUUCUGUAGCCUGGGGCUAGAUUUGGAGGCUGACCCACCGGGAGCAGCUCAGGAUGGGGUGAAGAUGGAGGUGGAUGAGAAGGGCCAGGGGCAGCUUUCGAUGGCAAGGCAGCGCGCUGUGUCCCCCCUCCCUACCCCAGACAGCCCCUCCCGCUCCAGCUGUCACCCCAACUCCCCCUCGGAGGCCAGCGGCUGCGGGAACCAGCCGCCCCACGACCCCACAAGCACUACUGUCACUGAGCCCAGUCUGAAUCGAGACCCUAAGGCUUGCAAUUGGAAGAAGUACAAAUACAUUGUCCUGAACCCGCUGUGCAGAAGAGCUUCCAUAAAAGGAGAGGAAGGGGAGGGGCUGGAGGAGGGGCCAGAACCCUGCAACCACACCCCCACUGACAUGGACAGGAGGGGCUCCCCUGCCAGCCCCGCCCAGGAGGCGGAGCAUGAGGCAGAGAGGGGCCAAUCGAACAGGUGCUUUCACUGUCAGGUCUGUCAGCAGAGUUUUCAGCAGGUCUCUGAACUCUGUCAUCACAUCCUGGUCACGCAUCCCGGUGAAGACCUCCCACAAUUCCCCUCUCCUGUUCUAGACUGCGCUGCAGUGGGAGGAGCCUAUACCUGCUCGCUGUGUCAGCGCCACCUCACCAAGGAGGAAGUCCAGCAGCACCACUUCCUGCGUCGCCGCGGCGACGGAGACUGCGACCACGAUCCCAGCCAAACCGUCAAGUGUGACAGCUGCUGCUCGGAGUACCGUUACCGCGGCAACCUGACCAGCAACAAGCCCGCCCGCAGAGGUGAGAAGCCCUAUCGCUGCAGCGUGUGUGGGGCGCAGUUCAACCGUCCCGCCAACCUCAAGACUCACUGCCGAAUCCACUCUGGAGAAAAGCCCUACCCCUGCGAGGCCUGCGGGGCACGCUUCGUACAGGUGGCUCACCUGCGUGCUCACGUUCUCAUCCACACCGGAGAGAAGCCGUACCCGUGUGAGACGUGCGGCACCCGAUUCCGACACCUGCAGACGCUCAAGAGCCACGUGCGCAUCCACACGGGGGAGAAGCCGUACCACUGCGAGAAGUGCGACCUUCACUUCAGACACAAGAGUCAGCUAAGACUGCACUUGAGACAGAAGCACGGAGCGGUCACCAACACCAAGAUCCGGUACAAGGUUCUGUCGGACCCCUAUAGAGCGCCCGUCAGCUCCUGCUAGACCCCCUUCCUCUGCGCCCACGCACCCCGUCAGAUUGGCUCCGCAGCAUGGAGAGCCGACCCAAAGACUGGGCCCACGUCAGCUCCGGCCUAAGGUUUUGCAUCCCCUGGAAUUUUAGGAUCGAGACAUAAUUUAAAAAAAAAAAACAACUAUGUGAACACAAUUUCGAUCUUUUAUUUAACAUCAUACAAUCAAACGAAACUACAAAGCGAUCUCGCAAACAAGUCUGCCGGAAGCCAUCAUAGUAUUUCAUGUUAGAUUUUCGAAAUGUCGCCUGUUUCAAUUAGUAAACUAAGAACUAACGUGUAAUUGAGUAUGUUGAAUAGUAUUCCGCAGGUUUCGUUUCGGCAUCACGAAGCUAAAUGUGUUCACUCUAUAAGGGGGUGCAAAACGUUUGUCCAGAGUUUAUUUCAGUUUAUUCCAGCAUAAGACUUUGUCACUGAAUUUACAGAGUCUCUUUGAGUGUUUCUGAAUUUCGCACGGUUGACUGUUCAGCAGCUCUGGAGGAAUCCAAAGUGAAUGCUGAGGAAAAGCCGAAGAAUGCAUUUGGAAUGCAAAACAGAAUCAACGGGAUUCAUGUUUUUGAAUUUGCUUGGAAAAAAAAAAAAAAAAAGAUUAUUUAGUUGUGUAGAUAUGAAAAAUAGAUAUUUUUAGUACAGGUAUUUUUAAUAGCUGGGUUUUGGAUAGUGGGAUGAUUUUGAGAUAUUUUUAGCAAGGAGCGAGGGGGAGGGGUCGAUGGGGCGUGACAUCACACUCCGCAGGCGGAGUCAACCCCAUACCCAGCCCUUAACCCCGCCCCCCACACUGGAACAGCCCAAUGGGCUUAAAUAGAGCCCUCGCAAAACACAUGUUGCUUGCUUAACAAAUAGCAGUGCAGACCUCAUCUAAAUAGAGUGUCUGGAUCCAUCUGUAAAGAUUUAGACAGGGACACACAACCUGCGGCAUAGAGUCUCACUAUCCCUCGAACAAGGCUAGCCAAAUAACCUGGUGUAAACGAAUAUCGGUCCCCCCGAAUAUUGGUUCCCACCAGCGAACUUCUGUUCCCCCCUGCAUGCAUGUUAAUUAAUUCUCCUAUUGCGAUGUUAGUUCUGCAGGUUCUGGUGAAUGGGAGCUGUGUUUGCAGACUGUUCUCAUGGAUUAUUGUAGGUGAGACUGGACCUGUCAGAGGGGACUGGAUGGGGCAGGGGUAGGGUUAGGGUUAGGGGUAGGGAAAGAGGUCUUAAAUUAAGGUUUUAGUUGAAAGUGCAUGGAUAUAUACUUGCACGCAAAAACCGGUGACUUUUGUUACAAAAAAUAAAGGGGUACAAAUAUUCAGAAGGGGAACCAACAUCCCUGAAUAUUGGUGCCUGAGGGAAGAAAUAUUCUGUGACACUUAAACAAGAAUUCUGAUACAAAUUUCCAUCAUAUUUGUAGACCGAACUCCUAGUAAUACCUCCGAGAGGUCACACAUUGCUCUCAUUUCUACACAGUCGAAGACGAUAGACUCUUAAUUGAGCUGAUCAUUAGCUUAAUUAGACCUUUUAAAUUGUUCUCAGCUCCUAAAAAGUCACAGAGUUCAAGUUACUUAUAAAAUGUUAUUGCUAGCUUGAACGCUGCACUGUUCACCUUUUAAAAAGCACAGGUGACCGAUGUGCCUAGGUCAGGGCUAUUGCAUUGAUUGCAAUGGAGCUGCAUUGUAGCAGACAGUCUAUUGCACUGAACACAGUUUAGUAAUUAACAGCACUGCUGUAAACAGUAUAUUUGUAUGUAAUGUUAUAAUGUUUAUAUCAUGUCUUAUCAGUCUUGAAGCAGAAUGACAGGGAGCUGUGAGUAACUCAUUGCCUCCUCUUUAAAUAUUAUAAGACGCUGUUGAUGCUUUGAGAGCAGUUAACUGCAGUAUCUAUAUAACAGAGUAUUGAAAAAAAUUUAAUUAAAUUAUUUUGCUGGCCAAAGAUAUCUGCUAAGAAAAACCAAAUUUGUGUAUGUAUGCUAUAACACCUGUUGCGACAAAGAUAGAUUUGAAAUGUCUGCUAAUGGACUGGUUUAGAGAAAGUUCUACGUUUUUUUUGUUCCUUAUUGCCUCAGCAGUGUUUCCUGGGUCAGGUUACUGGCUGGAAGCGUGUCAGUCAGUAGGGGAAGCAGCUGAUUGGUUCAUGACAGGAAGUGCAACAUUAUCUGAAAACGGGGCUUGCAAAUAGAUUUCUUUAACCAAGCACCACCAGAUGCUUACACAACAGCUGUAUAACAGGUCAAUUAUAUGCCAUUAUUUUGUUAGACACCCCCAGCUUUUCAUAUAGGGGGGUGUUAGUGGUGUAUUUGUGUAUUUUGGAAGCGCCUUGUGUUGAUUUGUUUCAUACAGCGAUCGCUUCUAGUUUUGGAACUUAAACAAAGCGAUUCCUUCUUUUGCCAGUCUCUCUGAUUCCAAACUGGUGUCUGCUGGUUCCCAGUUCCUCAGCGUUACUGGGGCUUAGACAGAAGCGGAGCGCCUGUGCAGGAGUUGUCUGUUUUGUAAAAAAAAUAUAUUUUAAUUUUUAAGUGGUUCCCAUGCAUAGGAACAAUGUUACUCCCAGUGUAGAAUGGCUGUGUGAGGCAAUCAUUCUUCAUUUUAACCCAAAUCACAUCUCUGCAAUGUUGACCAAAUUCAGUGUGGUGUUGUUUUGCACAGCACGUUUGAUCGAAGUGAUAAACGAUGUCGUUUCCAUGGCAGCGACGUUCCCUUUAUUUCGAUUGUAUUGUAAUGUCCGGGUUAUUUGCAAAGCUGGCUUUGUUGUCUGUUACUGUCCCCUUUGUCUGCUUGUUCAAUAAAGCUCUGAUAUCUUCUCAA